AUGGGGACAACCACCUCAGGGUAUUUUGGGGUCAGUAUUUUGGGGUCCUUGGAGUCUUUGGGGACGUUCACCUCAGUGCAUCCCCAUCCCGGUCCCCUGACUGCAGUUGUCCCCCGCUGUCCCCUGUCCCUACAGGUGCCGGUCAAGCUGCUGCCGCAGGUGGUGGGGAAGCACUUUGUGUCGGUGGUGGCACGGGUGGGACAGGUGACCCUGGAGAAGGUGCUGCUGGUGUCCCUACAGAGCGGCCACAUCUUCCUGCAGACCGACAAACCCAUCUACACCCCCGGCUCCACCGUGCUCUGCCGUCUCUUCGCCCUGAGUCGCUUCAUGCAGCCUCUGCUGAAGACGGUGAUCGUGGAGGUCAAGACACCCGAUAACGUCAUCAUCAAACAAGUGCCCGUGUCGUCCCCCAUGAGGAAUGGGAUCUUCUCCAUUAACCACAACCUGCCGGAGGUGGUCAGCCUGGGGACGUGGACAAUCACGGCCAAAUUUGAAGACUCGCAGGAUCAGGUCUUCAGCACGCAAUUUGAAGUCAAGGAAUACGUGCUGCCAAGCUUUGAGGUGACUCUGGAUCCACAGGAGAAGUUUCUCUACAUUGACCGGCAGGAGAAUUUCCGGGUGUCCAUCACAGCCAGGUGGG
Messenger RNA from Lagopus leucura (white-tailed ptarmigan), 640 nucleotides. RefSeq names its product complement C3-like. The transcript is spliced from 5 exons. Lineage: Eukaryota; Metazoa; Chordata; Aves; Galliformes; Phasianidae. Gene Ontology annotation, molecular function: endopeptidase inhibitor activity. The annotation marks the transcript as partial. The record is from RefSeq and is a predicted model, not a curated record.